AUGGAGGAAGCGAUUUUGAAACGGCAUCCCCCCACGGCGACCCACCAACAAAAUCAAAGCAACAUUCCCAUCAACGGAAUUUUUACCACUACAGGUGUUCCGGUUCUGGCUGGUGGCUAUUACGCAUUUGGUGAAUUUGUUGAAUCAGACCACAGGGCACUAUGGAUCAAUAUCGACUUGAACACGGCUUUGGGCAAUUUCACACCCCAGGGGUCUACCUUUAAACCUCGGAAGCUCACCCUUUUGGAUAAGCGGUCGGUUAAACCUUAUCUUCAACUGGCCCACUUGGGAUACGAGGAGUAUGACAUCCCGUCCCGUCUUACCAAGCUCAAUCAGCGCAUUGAAUCCAAUGGACGACAGAUGUCACCUUCACUGGCACGCAAAUAUAACUGCCUUCACUGGCAGAUGUAUAUGAUACGGCGGCAUGCUGAAGACAAUUGUCGCACUACCUCAUCUGGCAAGGUUCCUUGGUCUCCCAAAUUACAGGGCUUCUGGGAUUGGUUGAGCCUCUGGAAGCUACUCCUUAAAGGACGCAAGCAAUGUCGUGUGAGCUCCCAAAAGGUCCGGCGCCUGAUGAAGAAGACAAGGCUGUGCAAUGCGUGGAAGAAGACAACUGAUGAUCUGGAAGUGGCAUUGACAGCUGAACCUAGGACAUACAAGCAAGCCAAACGUCAGGCAACCCAAUUGAGAUGGGACUUCCUUACGGUUCAGACAAAGGAUGCAAAGAAGAAGAAAUGGAAAUCCCAGAAGGCCCACGAUAGAUUCCUUUGGUUACGACGGAUGAAGCAACGAGAGGAGGCAAGACGCCAUCGUCACGCCCAACAAAAAGGAUCUACAGGGGGUUUACCGGCUAUUCAGAUUGAAGCAAUGUUACCAGAUGGCACUACACGACUAAUAAUAACAACUGAGACAUUAAUCGUUAAUAUGCUACUCUAUGGGCAUUCGAUUGCCGGUGAAAUAUUCGGCUGUAAAGGUCAAGUACUGUGA
Molecule: messenger RNA, 987 nt
Organism: Cylindrotheca closterium
Lineage: Eukaryota; Bacillariophyta; Bacillariophyceae; Bacillariales; Bacillariaceae
Source: the annotation of a GenBank genome assembly